Messenger RNA from Dalotia coriaria, 2622 nucleotides. It is a transcript of the gene DNApol-eta, whose product is annotated as DNA polymerase eta. Gene Ontology annotation, cellular component: nucleus; replication fork; site of double-strand break. Bases 111 to 2525 code for a protein of 804 amino acids. Gene Ontology annotation, biological process: error-prone translesion synthesis; response to radiation. Lineage: Eukaryota; Metazoa; Arthropoda; Insecta; Coleoptera; Staphylinidae. The transcript is spliced from 5 exons. The record is from RefSeq and is a predicted model, not a curated record. Gene Ontology annotation, molecular function: damaged DNA binding; DNA-directed DNA polymerase activity.
ACAACACUGCGACAUUCCUAACCUUAGUAUAUUUUAAAUAUUUCUAUGCGCGCCUUUUUUCGUCCAGCAAAGAUUUGUGAUACAAAGUUGAAUUUAUAUAUUUUAUUGCAAUGUCGGCCACCGAUCGUGUUGUAGUUUUAGUGGAUAUGGAUUGUUUUUAUUGUCAAGUUGAACAAAAGUUAGAUCCUAGUCUUGUUGGAAAGCCUUUAGCAGUGGUCCAGUACAAUGCAUGGAAAGGUGGAGGUUUAAUAGCAGUGAAUUAUGAAGCAAGGGCUAAGGGGGUAACAAGACACAUGAGAGGGAAUGACGCAAAAGCAAAGUGUCCUGAAAUCGAACUUGCAAGGGUUCCUACAGUCAGAGGGAAAGCUGAUUUAACUAGGUACAGAGAAGCAGGGAAAAGGGUGGCAGAAGUUUUACAGACUUUUACUCCUCUUUUGGAGAGAGCUUCAGUUGAUGAAGCAUAUCUUGAUAUCACAGAUUCUGUUAAUGCAAGACUAGAAAUGUGUAUUAAACCUGAGCAGUUACAAAAUACACAUGUUGUUGGUUUUGAUAGUGUGGCAGAUUUCUUGAACGAAAUUAAUUGCGAUCGUUAUUUAAAUGAUAGUAAUGUUAAAUUAGCUGUUGGUGGUGUUAUUACUGAAGAAAUUCGUGCUGCAGUUUAUUCACAAACUGGGUACAGAUGUUCUGCUGGAGUUGGCCACAACAAAAUUUUAGCCAAACUAACUGCAGGUCUCCACAAACCGAACAAACAAACAAUUCUUCCACAUGAAAGCAUUCAGAAAUUAUAUGAGAAUUUAUCAAUUAAAAAGAUUCGGUCUAUGGGUGGUAAAUUUGGGAAUGAAGUUAUGGAAAAAUUGCAUGUAUCUGUCAUGGCAGAUCUUAUUAAAUUUUCAGAGAAGGAGUUACAACAACACUUCGAAGAAAAAACUGCUAAUUGGUUGUUUAACAUCGCAAGAGGAAUCAAUCUAGAUCCUGUAACAGUUCGCUUAGUUUCAAAAUCCAUCGGUUGCUGCAAACGUUUCCCCGGUCGCGGAGCACUGCGAACUGAAAAAAAUGUUCGUCAUUGGACCAGCGAAUUAUCUAUUGAAAUUGCAGAACGCAUUGAGAAGGAUAUUGAGGAGAACAACAGAAAACCAAAACAACUAAUCGUCAGUUACACGCAACAAGUUGGAAGGAAAGAUGUAGCCAGCACCCGAAGGCUUGCGUUAAACACAGUUGAACAAGAGAAAAUCUAUCAAGAAGCAUAUGAAACUGUAAGGAAGAAUUGCCAAAAAACCGAUGGCAGCUUUGGUAUUAAAUUUCUAGGUUUGAAUGUUGGUAAAUUUGAAGAUAUUAAGAAUGUUACCGAAAUUACUUCGUUCUUUAAAAGCGCUCCUAAACGGGUUUCGAAUGGAUCGGUCGAUGCGAAUAAAAGUAUUGGCGGGAAUACGAGUAGUAAAAUUAAUGAUGAUUUAGAUCAAUUGUCGAGAGAACUCCACGCGGUAGUUCAAGCAAAUCUAGAUUUGAAUCAAUCGUUUGGCGAAAAUAGCUUAAAAGUUACGAAUAAAAACUCGAACGAUAACAAUUUUGAUUCUGCUUCAACAUCUUCAAGUAAAUUAGAAGAAGUUGACGAUGAUGAUUCAGAAGCUGAAUUAGAAUCUAUUAACGUAUCUCAUACUGAAGCUAAUACUUCAAGUGCAAGUAUAGCAGGAAAGAAUUCAUUCUUUCAUGGUUUUUUAAAUCGUGCUGAUGUCCCUAAACGUGAUUUUAAUACUUCUGCAAUAUUAGAUGAAGUUAUUGAUGAUGAUAAAACUGUUAAUGAAGAAAAGGUGGUAGAGGAAACAAAUCAAGUUGAUACAGAUCCCGUUAGUCCAAUAAUUGCUCAUAAAACAAUCAAGCCUGUGACUCGAAAACCAAGAAUUUUAAGCAUGUUUUCAAAUAACUCUCCCACAACAAGUAGAGCAUUACAAAUAACCGAUGAUAAUAAAGAAUUGUGUCCUGAAUGCAAUAAAUUAAUUCCAGUAGAGAACAUUGUUUCUCAUUUGGAUUAUCAUUUUGCAAUAAAAAUGGUUAGAGAUGAAGCGCACUUAUACAAAAUGCCUAAAAAUACUAACAAUGAAAAUACAUUAGUUGAAGAGAGUAAAACUCAUGAUAAAUCUCAAAACAUUUUCACAAAAAUGAGGAGUAAGGAAGUGCAAAAGCCAAAAGUGGUGAAAAAUAGCAACAACAAUAAUAGUUCCACAAGAAAACGAAAAAGUAGCGAACUUGAUCGAACUGAUAUAACAAAAUUUUUCACAUCAGCACGAAAUGAUGGUGAAACUGAUGAACACUCUGAGGUUUGUCCAGAUUGCUGCAAGCGAAUCAAAAUGGAUGACAUAGCUAGUCAUCUUGAUUAUCAUGUGGCAAAAAAGUUGCACCAACAGAUUAAUCAAAUGAAUGUAUUAAGUGAAGCAAAGGUGAUUAGCAGAAAUUGUGAUAAAAGUAUUAAAAAUACUAAGAGUAGUGAAGGAAAGGGAGCAAUCACUACAUAUUUUAAGAAAGUUUAGUGUUAAGUUUUAUAUUUUUUAAAUGUUUUACAAUCGAGCACGCCAAGUUAUUUUUUUAAGCAACUUUAUAAAUUGGCAAAUGAUUACAAGACAAAAA